GAAUUCUUGCUCAUGGGAUUCCCUGAUGCCCAGGGGCUCCAGAGCCUGUGUGCCACACUCUUCUUCCUCAUUUACCUGGCAGCCCUGACGGGGAACCUCCUCAUUAUCACCCUCACCACCAUGGACCACCAUCUCAGAUAUCCCAUGUACUUCUUCCUGAAGAAUCUGUCCUUGAUUGACAUCUGCUAUCUGUCUGUCACUGUGCCCAAAUCCCUCCUGAACUCUCUGGUCAGCAGCCACUCUAUCUCCUUCAUGGGAUGUGCCGCACAGGUUUUCCUCGUUAUGUGUUUUGCUGGCACGGAGUUUGCCCUCCUCCUGGUGAUGUCCUAUGAUCGCCAUGCUGCCAUCUGCCGCCCUCUGCACUACGAGGCCGUCAUGAGCAGAGGCGCCUGUGUGCGGAUGGUGACGGCGUCCUGGGUCAGUGGGUGCGGCUACGGAUCCCUUCACGCCACAGGAACCUUCUCUGUCCGCUUCUGUGGGCCUAACAUUGUGCACCAGUUCUUCUGUGAUGUUCCCUCACUGCUCACACUUGCUUGUUCUGGAGAGAAUGCCCUAGAAUACGCAAUUAUAAUUGGUAGCUGUGGUUUUGGUGUCAUAUGUUUUAUUUCAACAAUUGUGUCUUAUGUUCACAUUUUUUCUACUGUUUUAAGAAUCCCAUCUGCAAAGGGCAGAGCAAAAGCUUUUUCAACGUGCCUGCCCCACAUCAUUGUGGUGACAUUGUUCCUCUUUUCUGGGAUUAUUACAUAUUUAGCUAAAAACUUUAAAUCUUCAUCUUCCCUUAAAGUGAUUAUAUCUAUGCUUUACACUGUGUUCCCCCCGACCAUGAAUCCUGUCAUCUAUAGCCUGAGAAACCAGCACAUGCAGAUGGCAUUGGCCAGAAUGACAGCUGGAAAACUGUCCAGAAUAUAUUGUUUUGAUUUAUAUAUGUGA
Molecule: messenger RNA, 930 nt
Organism: Manis pentadactyla (Chinese pangolin)
Lineage: Eukaryota; Metazoa; Chordata; Mammalia; Pholidota; Manidae
Product: olfactory receptor 14A16-like
Exons: 1
Coding region: 13-930 (305 amino acids)
Biological process (GO): G protein-coupled receptor signaling pathway
Cellular component (GO): membrane
Molecular function (GO): G protein-coupled receptor activity; olfactory receptor activity
Source: RefSeq, a predicted model, not a curated record